AUGCCAAAUAUACUAUUUCUAUCAUGCCUGAUGACUCUUGGAACUUGGGGACCAAUAGCUAUCUGCACCCCAACAAAUGAUCUUCAGCACUAUAAUCAGACGCAGAAAGAUGUGGAUAUUGGUUCACUCCGCCGCCGACUCUCCUCUGGUACUCGCCCUUACAGCCUAUCCUUGUCACCUAAUGACUACCACUAUUCGCCCAAACCCAAGCACCUACGCGUUUCCAGACUACUUCGGCUCCUCGGAUCUUCUUUUGACCCUUUCUGGAUGUCUGUGGAGCAGCCUGCUGAUAAUGACACAAGUCUACUUUCUACACUCAGUCAAGACCUAUAUGAUGGCGCAAGUCGGUACCGCAAAAAGCUGGCUCAGGAGGCUCAGGCUUUGGAUUUUGGUUCAUUACAGCUGCCAAGAGAGCUAUCUGCCAACUCUAGCCUGCAUGUCCAGAAUGAAAUUCGUCAGUGGUUGGUGCAGAGGGCCAGCUGCCAACUCACAUCAACAUGGGUGGACCUGGGAACUGUUUUCUGGCCAAGAUGGGUACGACACACAGAUUGUGAUGGGGCUAACACUGCCUGCUCCUGGCCACCAGGCAUGGCAUGCAGACAAGCACAGCUUACACAGAUUAAGCUGCUGGCCUGGCACUGCUGGAUGAAGGACACUGGUUUGGGCUGGGCCACUCAGCAAUGCACCUGGAGGCAGGUACCCUACCCAGUAGUGGCCGCAUGCAAAUGUACCUGCAGAUGA
Messenger RNA from Xenopus tropicalis (tropical clawed frog), 741 nucleotides. It is a transcript of the gene nog4, whose product is annotated as noggin 4. Gene Ontology annotation, biological process: negative regulation of cell differentiation; dorsal/ventral pattern formation; negative regulation of BMP signaling pathway. Lineage: Eukaryota; Metazoa; Chordata; Amphibia; Anura; Pipidae. Gene Ontology annotation, cellular component: extracellular region. The record is from RefSeq and is marked provisional.